CGCGGCGCGGAUUGUGACGCAAGCGCGCAGCGUGCUCGGUGCGCAGGCGCUCUCGGCGGCAACUCGGCGGUUUCCGGUCCGUCGCCCUCUUUCUCUUCAACGAGGUUCCCGAGCGGUUUGGUGGCAGCGGCGUUGCGGUCGCAGAGAUGCAGAUCUUUGUGAAGACCCUAACGGGCAAGACCAUCACCCUCGAGGUUGAGCCCAGUGACACCAUUGAGAAUGUCAAAGCCAAAAUCCAAGACAAGGAGGGCAUCCCUCCUGACCAGCAGCGUCUGAUUUUCGCGGGCAAACAGCUGGAAGACGGCCGCACUCUGUCAGACUACAAUAUCCAGAAAGAGUCCACCCUGCACUUGGUGCUUCGCCUGCGGGGUGGCAUCAUUGAGCCUUCCCUCCGCCAGCUGGCCCAGAAAUACAACUGUGACAAGAUGAUCUGCCGCAAGUGUUACGCUCGCCUGCACCCCCGUGCAGUCAACUGCCGCAAGAAGAAGUGCGGCCACACCAACAACCUGCGCCCCAAGAAGAAGGUCAAAUAAGGCCCCUCCACCGGCUCUUCUUUGCCUGCAGGACGGCCUCCUGCCCAAGCCCCAAGGCCCUGGGGCCUCAAUAAAGUUUCCCUUUCAUUGACUGGAGCAGUAA
Felis catus (domestic cat) is the source of this 636-nucleotide messenger RNA. RefSeq names its product ubiquitin A-52 residue ribosomal protein fusion product 1 (gene UBA52). The record is from RefSeq and is a predicted model, not a curated record. Gene Ontology annotation, cellular component: ribosome; nucleus; cytoplasm. Gene Ontology annotation, molecular function: structural constituent of ribosome; ubiquitin protein ligase binding; protein tag activity. The transcript is spliced from 5 exons. NCBI's taxonomy places the organism in Eukaryota, Metazoa, Chordata, Mammalia, Carnivora, Felidae. Bases 147 to 533 code for a protein of 128 amino acids. Gene Ontology annotation, biological process: modification-dependent protein catabolic process; protein ubiquitination; translation.